CUUUGCAAGCUCGAGGUUCUAAGAACAUCCCAUUUCAAUCAAUUCAAAAUUUUUAUAAUCAAAAUGAACAAAUACUCUGUGUGCUUGGCUCUCUUCUUGGCCGUCAUCUGCUGCCUGUCCCUGUCAGAGGCCGCUCCAGUUCGUGAAGAACUCCUCGACUGGCACACCGCUAUUGAGAAGAUCAUUGCGGCUUAUGAAAGAAAGUAUCCCGGACCAUCGAAAAUCUACCCACCAGAGGUCGCUCACGUCGUCGAUCCCAAAUACCUGUACCUCGCUUAAUUAGUACCUUGUGUUUAGUGGAUUGCCGUUAGGUUGUCUCUAGUUGUUGUGUGUUCGAACUUUAAGGCUUACUGUACCUAAAUAAUGUUAAAACAAGAGAUAUUAAAAUUAAUAAAAAAAUGAGAUUAAAAAUUUAAA
This is a messenger RNA of Bactrocera latifrons, 417 nucleotides long. RefSeq lists its product as uncharacterized. The record is from RefSeq and is a predicted model, not a curated record. Bases 64 to 279 code for a protein of 71 amino acids. The transcript has 2 exons. Lineage: Eukaryota; Metazoa; Arthropoda; Insecta; Diptera; Tephritidae.